GGCGACGUAAAUUUGGUUUGCGUGAAAACGUCACUAACGGAUUUGUUACGCAUGACGUACCUCGAGUGGCGCUCAACUCGAAUUCCCAAACCCGAUUGCUUGUCAAAGCAAUGUUUAAGCAAAUAAUGUUUGGGGUAAAUACAAGGUAAUAACGGUCGGGCGUGGAUAAAAUUUUACGAGUGGUAUAACGAGAUACUGGACAAUAAUUAUGGACGCGUUUUGAGCAUGACAUAGCGAGAUGUCAGUAAUUCAUCCAGGCAGCAGCAUCAAUUUUGAUGCAGAGAAUCUUCAACAGAAUGAUGAUGAAGAUGAAAUGUUACAAGAGGAAUUAAGACAACAAAAAGAAUUGAGGGAACUUCUUUCUGCGGAAUUAUCAGACGAUUUGUUAGAUGAUGACCACUCAUCCGUGAAUGACAGCCACAGAUCAUUACCACAAGAUGUCAGCAAUGAGCAACAUGAAAGCGUGGAAUCACCAGUGAUAACUAGCACAGGCUGGAUGCAGAAUGGUGGUAACUAUAAUGUCACACAACCUAUCACAACAUCCACCUCUGAACCUUAUUAUGGAAGAAAUGGAUACGAUGUCAAUAUAAGGAAUCCAUACAAUUAUCAGAAUGGCCAACAACAAUAUUAUGAUCCUUCAUAUGAUAUUGUGACAUCACAAUCACAGCCACAAUGGCAUCAACAACAACAAGGAUAUGGGAAUAACAUGAUGUUUCAACAGAGUCGCGACAAUGGAGUUGGCCAAUAUAUACCUUAUCAGAAUGAAGUUCCUUCCCAUCAAAAUGGGGAAUACCCUUUUGCGGAGAGGGGUGAAGUAGAAGGAAUGGAAGAUUAUGGGGAGGUUUUGGAUGGAAAUCAUAUUCAACAACAACAAUUUAUUCAAUAUAAUCCGCAAAGAAAUGCUCACCCGAGCACAACUGACUCUUUAACCCCCUCUCCUGGUUCGAAAUUAUCAUAUCGACAAUCAUACCCACCUAAUACUUCGAAAUAUGGUAGGCCGAAACAUGACGAUUACAACAGAUAUGGACAUAACUCGCCUCACGAUAUAUCUGUUGAAAGUUCGCCUGCCGAUCCCGGUUCUAGAGAAAGAGAUAAACUGCAACAACAAUUUACCAGCGUAGCAAAUGAUGUCCGAGGAGAUAAUGGUCAACAGAUGGCGCAACUUCAAAUAUUAUACAAAGCAAGAGGCAAAAAGAUCGAUGAAAUAUCUCGAGAACUUGAAGAUUUAAAAAAUGAAUCUGCGAGAGAGAAAAGAAUUCUGAACCAUCAGCUUGCCAUGGCUAAAGAUCAAAAAGAUGGAAUGGGAACAAGCUUAGAAGAAUCUCAACGAUUAACUCAAUCAAAAGAUCGAGAUAUUGAAGAUUUAAGAUCAAGAUUAGAUUCACAACAUUCUGAAAUUGAAGCUUUGAAAUCUAAUAAAAAUGAGCUUUUAACAAAGAUCCAAGUUUCUGAACGAACUAUUGAAAGUCUUCAUGAACAACUGACACAAAUGAGCCACUCUGAGGCGAUAGAGAGAGCAAGAGAUCAACACGAUGCCGUACUCAAUGCUCAGACACAACGCCAUGAAAUGCAAGUUCUUGAAUUGACGACACAACUUGAUGAAUGCAGACAAGAAAUGAAUGAAAAGACUGAAGAAGUUGACAAACUCCGAUUUCAUCUUAAUAAAAUAUCUCGUGAAUCAGAACAAACAUUGCUUGAUAAAACAGAGACAAUAAACAGGCUGACCAAAAGUUUGGAAGAUGCUCAGAAUCAGUGCCAAGGCCUACUCGCUGGUUCAAGUGAAAAUGCAUUCGCUCGACAUCAAGUCGGUGAUUUAUUAGAAGAACGAAAGAAAAACGAAGAAGAAAUCGCCUGUUUGAAGAUGCAAGCCAGGGAUGCUGAAGAACAUCUGAAACUAUAUGAGAACGCACUUCAACUUGGAGCAUCGAACACUGGAGGGCCUCGUAACAUUCAUACACGGGGAGGAAGUUUGUCUGAUUCUCUCAGCGAACUCAUGAACAAUGAUGUCGCCAGAAAGUUAGAUUGGAAAACGCCAAAAAUUAAUAAGUCUCAAUCUGAAGAAACAAUCUCAGGAAGUCAAGAAGAAUUAAUUGAUGGGUUGAGGAGGGAAUUACAGAGAGCUUUGAAUUGUAAUAAAGCAAAGAGAGAUGAGGUCACAAAACUCAAACAACAAUGUUCCGAACUUGUUGAUGAAUCUUCUCACUGGAGAACGAGAGCCGAUGAAGCUAAAUCACAACUCAAACUUACCACGUCAACAUCAGCAGAGAGAGCUGACAUAGAAAACAAUCAAAUUCUAAUUCAAGAGUUUGAAGAAAAACUGAAGGAAGCACAAGAUGAAGUGGAAAGACUCGAACAAACCAACAGGGAAGUAAAACAAAGAAUGGUUGAAAUGAUUCAGGAACAUGAUCAGGAUAAACAGGAUGCCGUGGAAAGAUGUGAAAGAGCAUUGAUGCAAUUACAUGAAGAUGCAAAACAAACAUUACGAGAUGAAUUAAUGGCUGAACAUGAACAAAAACUUUAUGAAAUAUCAGUGGAAAACGAUGCAAGGAUCAGAGAGUUGAGUACUGAGCUGGCAGAGCUUCAGCAUGAAUUGCACGAUGUCAAACAAAGUUACGUUCAUGUUUGUGCAGAGAAAGAUAAUAUUCAAUCAAAUGUGCAACAGGAAUUAACUGAACAAUAUGAAAAGGAAAAAGAAGAAUUUGCCACUGAUCAUGAAAAUGCAAUAAAGAAACUUGAGAAAAUGUUGAGCGAUUUGGAAAUUGAAAUGAAUGUGAAGAUAAAAGAAGAGAAAGAGAACUGUGAGGGCGAGUGGGAGAAAGAAAGAGAGAAAAUAAUCGGAGAGUUGAGAGAUGAGUGGGAAAAAGAGAAAGAAGGGGAAUUUACACAGAGAAUAGAAACUCAGAUUGCUCUUGCUAAAGUGAACUGGUUUGAAGAAUUUUCCAAUUCCAAACAGAAAGCGAUUCAUACUGCAGUGAAAGCAGAGGAAGAAAAAUGGAAUAAGAGGAUUGAAGAGCUCAGGCAGGAUUGGGAAGAGAAGAAAAACCAUGAAUUAGAAAGAAAAAUGAAUGAAGAGCAAGAAAAAUGGAAUUUACUGAAGGAAGAAGAAAUUCAAAAACUUCAAAAUGAAUUUCAAUCUGAAAAAGAAUCUGCUGUUAAAAUGGCAACAUGUAUGGCCGAGCUUAACAAGACCUUACAUAAGGAAAACAUUGAAGAAGAAUCCAGGAUGAAUUUUGAAAAGCAAUUGAAAGAAGUGGAAGAAUCAUGGAUGAAAGAAAAGGAUGAAUUGAUGAAGGAGGCAAGAAAAUCUUGGGAGCAGGAAAAAGAAAAAUUGAUUCAAGAUGUGGUUGAGGAAACUAGGAAGAAAAUGGAAGAUGAUGCUGAGAAUGAAAGAAAAACACAGAAAUCUGUGAUGGAGAAAGCAAUAUUUGAAGUGAAGAAAAUUUGUAACGAAGAAAAACAAAAUUCACUGAAACAGAAAAAUAUUGAAAUGGAACGAGAGAUAAAAAUACUUCAAGAACAACACAAAACAGAUUAUGAAAUGUUUGUGGAUGAACACAAGAAAACUUUGGCUUCGUUCCUACAACAAGAGAAAAGUAAAUCGAUAACAACUUCUACUGUGACUAAGGAUUCUUCAACACAAGCUGAGAUGGAAGUAUCACAUCAAACAAAUAAUUACGAAACGAAAGAAAAAACAUGGAAAUCUGAAAGAGAAGAAAUUAUUAACAAGAAUAAGAAUGAAUUGGAUGAAAUGCAAAGAAAAUUUGAAGCAAAAUUCGAAGAACUUCGUAAUGAAAUUGAACAAUUGAUGAAAGAGAGGAACGAAUUAUCUGAAGAAUUGAAAAGAAAUGAAAGCAGAAAACAUAUCGAGGAUAAAAAAGCAUCUUUAACCAAUCAGCUUGAGCUCUCUCAUCUACAAUUAGAAAACGAGAGAUUGCGUGCCGAAAUGAAAGCAUCAGAAUCAAAAGUUGAAAAAUUAUCCGAAAAAAAUACAAAUGAUAUAAAUCGACUAAAAGAAAGAAUGAGAGAUGAAUACAGAAGAUGGAAGAAAGAACGUUCUAGUCUCGUUUCAAAAUUAAAAGAAUCAUCUUCAAGCCCACAAGUCAAUGCUUCACCUGUUCCUAAUAUGCAAGACACACCGUGCAAAUUCUGUCAAUCAUCGCAAGAAAAUAAAGAAGAAAUUUUGAAACAUAAAGAUGAAGCAACAAGGAAAGCUAUUUCUGAGUUGACAGAGAUUUAUGCAGGAACGUUGAAGAUGAUAAAAGACGAAAUGAUGACGUAUAUAGGUGAGAGCAGAUGUCGGACUAAAGAAACAAUAUCGAGAGAGAGAAAUCAUACAGCAAGCAAAUUGAAAACACAUUACAAUAAAGUAUUGAACAGAGUCAAACCUGAGAAAGAUAUACAUGCUCAACUUAUACAAAGAUUGAAAUUAUUGGAAAGCGACACUGACAGUCGACCAGAAACACCACAGACUUCAACUUCAAGGAGAAAUUCUUCUUCUGUCCCACAAUCCAGCAAUUCAUACAAUCCAAGUAUUGCAUCCACGUCAGGAAUAUCUCGUUCAGAUCUAGUUUCUACGACAAACAAACCAACUUUGUCACAAAUUAACCAUUUCUCAAACCAAUAUGAUGAUGUUAACCAUUUACCGACAAAAUUAACCCCAGAAUUACACCGGAAUCAGCAACAAAGUGCUUUUAAACCACCAAUUUUGUCAACAAGACAACAAAGUGUUAAUAACCCAGUUUUAUACGGAUUUGAAAGACAAAAAAGUACAGAAUUUCAACCUCAAAAUGUUUCAAAUUUACCAAUCAGACAAAAAUUAACGAAAGAGAACUCCUCUGAUAGACCAACCUCUCAAAAUUUUCACUCCUACGUAAGCGAAAGAGACUCUAGAAGUCAAAGUUCAUGUCAAAGCCAACAAUUUUCUUCAAAAUAUCCGCCAGUUUUAGCGAACAUUGAUUUUUCACCAAGACGUACACGAAGUGAUAACUUCAAUUAUUCUCAGUAUAGAGAUUUAAGAACGCCUGGUAGUGCUUCGAUGGGUGGAACAUAUAAACCAACAAGGCCGUAGUGUUGUUCAUAACAUAUUGGACAGCCUACUGGCUCGCGGUUUCACCCAGUUAUUUGUAUCUGGCCUUCCUGUAUUAAAGGUUGCAUAUCCCUGGCCUGCCUAAUGCAACGAAUAUUUAAUUAUUCUUCUCACCCUAAUAUUAUAUCAGUUACAAGUUCUGUACGAUUCAAACUUUUCUCUAUGCCAGUGGUUCCCAAAGUUGAUUGACUGGGGGCCAAAAUUAGCAGCAGAAGGACAAUCGCGUGCCAGUAUCUGUACGUAUAAUUAAGAUACCAGUACACAAAUUUGCUAUGAAUAUUCACAUGUUUAAACUGUAAUAAUGAAGUACCAAUUGGCGGUAUCUAGAAUGCAAAAAGGUGGAAACAUAAAAUGGUAAACUAAUUCACUUAAGUUCGAUAGGCCAGCCAUAUUAAAUUGUUACUUCGGCCAUAAUUGGCUUGCGGUUUGGAAACUACUGCUUCAUGCUAACAAAAAUGAACUUUUUGUCUGGCUGAAGUCAAACUUCUGCGAACAGCAUAUGUCAGCUAUCACCUCUGUCAAACGAAAUAUCCAGCAAGACUCCUCGAGUUGUGAGUUGUAUAGGUAUAUAUUUUUUUCAGUUGUGAUCUGAUCUUGAAGGCGCUCAGGAAGUGUGUAUACCAAUAUGUUUCAUUAUGUGAAGAACCGAUACCCAGGGAAAUGGUUGAGUUACCAAACUAAAUAAGGGGAAUGUACGAAAGGGGCAACAACAGCUUGCUAAUACUAAUGACUCGUGGACUAAACCUCACUCCUGACAUGACGGAAUAUAUUCUUAUGACUCAAUAGAAGAUAUAAGGGUAUUUGCCCUGGUACACGUACUACAGGAGUACCAUCUUGAAGGCACAGGCGUUCUGUCAUAAAGCAACAUUGUUACAUCUCUUGUUAGAUCAUUUUAUGAAAUGUAUAAUUUAUUAUUUUGAUAUGCUUUUUUCAUUUAUAUUUUAUUCCACUGUAGGUUUUUUAACUAAGAAAAUAAUUGUUGUAAAAAAGCCAAAGUCAUGGCUCACUGGUAUAAUAGUUCGACAAUGAUAGUAUAAUAUACAUGAUGACCAUAAUUUAUAAUUUAAAAAUUUUAUUGAAAAGUGAACGAUUGUGAAUUGUAAAGAUAGUUAGGGACGCUCAUAUUUUAAACCAGAAUAGGCCUUUUCACAAAGCUAUGGCUGAUAUCCAUUGAGUUAUUAAUUUAAGUUGGACUUUUUUCAUUUCAACUGCUACAUCUAAGACACCAGAAAUUUUUUGUGAUAGAACUCGAUAUCAUAACUGCUUGUAUACGAGGUCUUGUUCAAAUGAAACAUAAAUAUGUCAGCCAAUAUGUUUUUCAUUGUCCCAAUCGUAUCUGCAUGAUAAUUAAACGUCUCUCUCUGUUUUACCGUUUAAUUAUUAUGCAGUUACUGUUACAUUUUUGAGGCAAAUAAACAUACAUACAAUUCUUUGAUGAGUAAACAUUAAAUUAGGAUUUAUACAAUAUCCUUGUUCCAUAGAUGAACCAUUGUAAGCCUUGUAAAGUAUCGAUUUAUUCUCGAUGCAUAAUUUUGUAAUUAUUUCUUCAACACUUUUUCAUGUUUUGUAUUCUUGCUGCUAUCAUUAACCAAACCGUAUGUUUCAUUCAUCAUAUAUUUUCAUAAUAUUUAUGUUUUUUUAUUAAGUAGUCCGAAAUGGUAAUGGUUAUAGGCUUAAAUAGAAUUCAGUAAUAAUUGA
Styela clava is the source of this 6784-nucleotide messenger RNA. Lineage: Eukaryota; Metazoa; Chordata; Ascidiacea; Stolidobranchia; Styelidae. The record is from RefSeq and is a predicted model, not a curated record.